UUGUAGGUAUCUACGUAUAAUAAAAAGUUUCCUACUUACGAUACCUACCUAACUACCUAUUGAGAAACCGAUCUGCAAAUUAACUGAAAGCUCAUACUAAAUUGGAGAAAGUGUUAAACGUAUCAAUAAGCAGACUAGCAAAGUUCUGACUUCAAGUUCCGUUCUUCCUCAAUCGAAUAUCCUCGUCCGAAGGUUUCUGGUAAGCCAUGGACCUUAAUGUCAUGGACAAGCUGCGUAUUUUAAAAAUAGAUACAGAACUACGUCCACAAAUCAAAAUGAAAUCAAUGAGUCGCUACUACUUCGUAACCUCAACGAAUCCAGGGGAACAGUUCUUUGUUUUCGCAUCCACUGCCGCUUGGCUGAUACGAAAAACUGGCAAAGAAUUCGAACAACCGAAUGAAGAAGACGAUCCCAAUUCUAUCACAGCUUCUAUAUUAGAUGUGUUAAGAGAAAAAGACAUAGCAGUUGACUUCUCUUCACAUAAGCUAAAGCAAGGCUUCGGAGACCAAGUGUGCUAUAUUCUAAACGUAUUAGCUGAUGAAGCUUUGAAAAUACAAAACUUUGAAUGGCAGAAACCUAUAGUGAACAUCCCCGAUGCAGAAGAAUCGGUUGAUGAUUUAGAUCAAGUAGAAGAUGAAACUGAGAUCAUACUGGAUAAAAUUGAGGAUGAAAUGGCUAUUUAUUCAGGCGAAUCAGAGGGUGAAUAUGGCAAUACAGAGGAAAAAGAGCUUAAUAAUUUAGGUAAUAGAGUGCAUGAUUGGGAAGCUUGGAAAUUGGAGUUGGAAAGAGUAGCUCCAGCGUUAAGGUUGAAGAUAUCAGCUGAUGGAAGAGAUUGGAGGGCGAGACAUGCCCAAAUGAGAUCAUAUCGGGACGAACUCUUUGACAGAUUCAAAACAACCGGAACACAACUGAAUAAACUUCACAGCAACGUCAGUUCUGUUAUGGAUAAAAUAGCAGCUAGAGAGAAUAUUUUGAACGAACAGUUCGAACCUUUAGUACGAGAAUAUGGGAGACUUCUUGAUGAAUUGAACAAAGUUACGAAUGAAUACAAGGAAGUAAGUGUUGGUGUGACUGAAAGGCAAGAGAUGUUGAAUGAGUUGACAGCUAAAGUAGAAAACAUUAAGCAGAGAACUGAAUCUAAAGGAUCGUCAAUGAAUGAUAACUCUCCAUUGGUCACAGCCAAAAAGGGAGUAGAGACAUUGAAGAAAGAUAUUCAGGAACUAGACUUCCAGAUUAUAAUCUUGCUAUGGUUACUUAUAUCGAAGGAAAAUCCGAAAAGCAACAAUUACUUGGCCAACGCUGAAUCUAGAAUAGUUAAUACUGAAGUUUACUAAUUUUAUUAUUCAUUAGACGAUGCCCGCGACAUCGUCCGUGUGUAUUUAGGUUUUUAAAAAUCCCGUGGGAUCUCUAUGGUUUUCCGGGAUGAAAUGCAAAUUUCCAGUAGAUAUGCAAUACCUUGUCAAUAAUGUUAAUUUCCGGAAUGCAAGCUACCUCUGUACCAAAUUUCACAUAAAUCG
Maniola jurtina (meadow brown) is the source of this 1517-nucleotide messenger RNA. It is a transcript of the gene IFT57, whose product is annotated as intraflagellar transport protein 57 homolog. Gene Ontology annotation, biological process: non-motile cilium assembly; intraciliary transport. NCBI's taxonomy places the organism in Eukaryota, Metazoa, Arthropoda, Insecta, Lepidoptera, Nymphalidae. The transcript has a single exon. The coding region runs from base 207 to 1334 and encodes 375 amino acids. Gene Ontology annotation, cellular component: intraciliary transport particle B; cilium; centrosome. The record is from RefSeq and is a predicted model, not a curated record.